Molecule: messenger RNA, 1341 nt
Organism: Malaya genurostris
Lineage: Eukaryota; Metazoa; Arthropoda; Insecta; Diptera; Culicidae
Gene: wol
Product: dolichyl-phosphate beta-glucosyltransferase
Exons: 3
Coding region: 222-1205 (327 amino acids)
Cellular component (GO): endoplasmic reticulum membrane
Source: RefSeq, a predicted model, not a curated record
UUCCUAAACACCGAAUUGUGAAUACGUGCUCUGUUUUUGUGCAGUCGAUGCCGUCGAUCUUAGCGGUCCACAGAAUUAUUAUUCUUGUUUCGGAAUGGUUCUCUAGUAAAAUCAAAUUUGAUUAUCCAGAACAUAGGAACUAAUAAAACUGGAUCCUACUCCGAUAUAUUGGUGGCGUAAAUUGUCCUGACCACCAGUGUUUCUAUCAGUUAGUAACAAAAAUGUUGAUGACGGAACUUGUGCAACUGAUUCUUCUGUUUGGAUCUGGAUUAAUAUUUAUCCUGUUGAUAGUAGUCGGAAUAAUUCUCAAAAUCACCACAACACCGUUCCCCAAAAUUGUUCGACGGAAGGAAGAAUAUUUUUUCCUCAAUUCAAAGACCAAUGAAAAAGAAAAGUUUCCGUCGCUCGAAGAUCAACCCACACUCGAACUUAGUGUCAUUGUUCCUGCAUUUGACGAGGAAAUCCGAAUACCCCAAAUGCUGGAUGAAUGUCUCGAAUAUCUAGAGAGUAGACAAAAAUCUGAAAAAUCGUUUACCUAUGAAGUGAUCGUGGUCAGCGAUGGGAGCAGGGACAAAACGGUUGAAGUCGCUCAAAAGUAUUCCGCGAAGUAUGGUUCCGACAAAGUCCGGGUACUGGCAUUAGUCGAGAACCGAGGUAAAGGAGGAGCCGUACGAAUGGGAAUGCUAAGUGCCCGGGGAAAGUAUGUGCUCUUUGCGGAUGCGGAUGGUGCGACCAAAUUCGAUGAUUACGGGAAACUUGAGCAAAGUAUGGAAAAACUAAGCGAUGGUGAUCACAAUCGAAAUGCGAUCACGAUCGGCUCGCGAGCCCAUUUAGAACAGGAGGCAACGGCCAAGCGGACGUUGUUUCGCACUGUGCUGAUGCACGGUUUUCACUUCUUGGUGUGGACAUUUGCCGUGAAAAAGAUUCGGGACACGCAGUGCGGAUUCAAAUUGCUGACCAGAUCGGCAGCACGGAAGGUAUUUGCCGUGAUGCACGUGGAGCGAUGGGCUUUCGACGUGGAGCUUUUAUUUAUUGCACAAUCGUACAAUAUUCCGAUCGAUGAAGUCGCCGUCAACUGGACCGAAAUUGAAGGAUCAAAACUGACGCCCUUCUGGUCCUGGCUGCAGAUGGGACGGGAUCUAAUUUUUAUCUGGUUCCGAUACGCCAUCGGAGCUUGGCAGUUGAAAAAAGAACACGUUAAUUAAAUUGCGUGUACAGUCUUAUUCCUCUUUUAAUUUAAGUUUAGGAUAAGCAAAAUUUGAAAAUUAAAUAUUUUAUUCAGAGUUUUCUUGAAAGAAUUCUCCCAUUAAAAACAAUACAAAAUAUAUACGAAAACUCUUA